Molecule: messenger RNA, 2327 nt
Organism: Oncorhynchus masou masou (cherry salmon)
Lineage: Eukaryota; Metazoa; Chordata; Actinopteri; Salmoniformes; Salmonidae
Product: dynactin subunit 5
Exons: 4
Coding region: 10-432 (140 amino acids)
Cellular component (GO): dynactin complex
Source: RefSeq, a predicted model, not a curated record
ACUAUAGUAAUGAACGACUGUAUAAUCCGUGGAGACCUGGCCAAUGUCAGGGUGGGGAGGCACUGUGUUGUGAAGAGCCGGAGUGUCAUUCGGCCGCCGUUCAAAAAAUUCAGCAAAGGAGUGGCCUUCUUCCCGCUGCACAUCGGAGACCAUGUGUUUAUAGAGGAAGACUGUGUGGUGAACGCUGCUCAGAUCGGAUCUUACGUUCACAUCGGGAAGAACUGUGUCAUCGGUCGGCGGUGUGUGUUGAAGGAUUGCUGUAAGAUCCUCGACAACACAGUUCUUCCUCCUGAGACCGUGGUUCCUCCCUUCACUGUGUUCUCAGGAUGCCCAGGUCUGUUUUCAGGAGAGCUCCCAGAAUGUACCCAGGACCUGAUGAUUGAUGUGACCAAGAGUUACUACCAGAAAUUCCUCUCUCUCAGCCAGAUAUAAACCCCUUAACCUACGCUACCCUAACCUACCCCACCUUAACCUACCCUACCUUAACCUACCCCACCUUAACCUACACUACCUUAACCUACCAUAACCUACGCUACCUUAACCUACCCUACCUUAACCUACCUUAACCUACACUAUCCAGAUAUAACCCCUACCAUAACCUACCCUACCUUAACCUACCCUACCUUAACCUACACUACCUUAACCUACCCCACCUAACCUACCCUACCCUAACCUACCUUAACCUACACUAUCCAGAUAUAACCCCUACCUUAACCUACCCUACCUUAACCUACCCUACCUUAACCUACCUUAACCUACCCUACCUUAACCUACCCUACCUUAACCUACCUUAACCUACACUACCUUAACCUACCUUAACCUACCCUACCUUAACCUACCCCACCUUAACCUACCCUACCUUAACCUACCCUGCUCUACACUAUCAAGAUAUAACCCCUACCAUAACCUACCAUAACCUACCCUACCUUAACCUACCCUACCUUAACCUACCCUGCUCUACACUAUCAAGAUAUAACCCCUACCAUAACCUACCUUAACCUACCCUACCUUAACCUACCUUAACCUACACUAUCCAGAUAUAACCCCUACCAUAACCUACCCUACCUUAACCUACCCUACCUUAACCUACCCUACCUUAACCUACCCUACCUUAACCUACCUUAACCUACACUAUCCAGAUAUAACCCCUACCUUAACCUACCCUACCUUAACCUACCCUACUCUGCUCUACACUAUCCAGGUAUAACCACUACCUUAACCUACCUUAACCUACGCUACCUUAACCUACCCCACCUUAACCUACACUACCUUAACCUACCCUACCAUAACCUACCUUAACCUACACUAUCCAGAUAUAACCCCUACCUUAACCUACCCUGCUCUACACAAUCAAGAUAUAACCCCUACCAUAACCUACCUUAACCUACCCUACCUUAACCUACCUUAACCUACACUAUCCAGAUAUAACCCCUACCAUAACCUACCCUACCUUAACCUACGCUACCUUAACCUACACUAUCCAGAUAUCACCCCUACCUUAACCUACCCUACCUUAACCUACCCUACCUUAACCUACACUACCUUAACCUACCCCACCUAACCUACCUACCCUAACCUACCUUAACCUACACUAUCCAGAUAUCACCCCUACCUUAACCUACCCUACCUUAACCUACACUACCUUAACCUACCCCACCUAACCUACCUACCCUAACCUACCUUAACCUACACUAUCCAGAUAUCACCCCUACCUUAACCUACCCUACCUUAACCUACGCUACCUUAACCUACACUACCUUAACCUACCCUAACCUACACUAUCCAGAUAUCACCCCUACCUUAACCUACCCUACCUUAACCUACCCUACCUUAACCUACACUACCUUAACCUACCCUACUCUGCACUAUCCAGAUAUAACCCCUACCUUAACCUACACUACCUUAACCUACCCUACCUUAACCUACCCUAACCUACACUAUCCAGAUAUAACCACUACCUUAACCUACACUACCUUAACCUACCCUAACCUACACUAUCCAGAUAUCACCCCUACCUUAACCUACCCUACCUUAACCUACCCUACCUUAACCUACCCCACCUUAACCUACCCUACUCUGCUCUACACUAUCCAGAUAUAACCACUACCUUAACCUACCCUACUCUCCUCUACACUAUCCGAUCCUUGUUCUGCCCAGUUAACUCACUGUUCCCCUGAACAAGGCAGUUUACCCACUGUUCCUAGACCAGUUUACCCUCUGUUCCUAGACCAGUUUACCCACUGUUCCUAGACCAGUUUACCCUCUGUUCCUAGACCAGUUUACCCUCUGUUCCUAGACCAGCAUUGAAAAUAAAAAUUUGUUCUUAA